Molecule: messenger RNA, 828 nt
Organism: Symbiodinium natans
Lineage: Eukaryota; Dinophyceae; Suessiales; Symbiodiniaceae
Source: the annotation of a GenBank genome assembly
AUGCACCACCUCAUUAGCCACAGGCCGCACCGCAGCUUCCUGUAUGUCGAUGACAUAUUCGCAAUGUUGGCGGCACAGCACAGCACAGAGCUCACUUGCCUGAUCAUAUGCUUCCUAGCCGCGGUCAACGCCCCCAUCAGUUGGAAAAAGGCACAGAUCGGGCACUGCAUCACUUGGUGCGGUUGGUCCUUCGAUCUCCUGACCGACACCGCCCUGGAGGCCAUGCUAGGCCUUCUUACAUGGGCAACCACCAUGUCGCCUCAGCUCCGCCCGUUUCUUGCACCGUUAUACAACGACCUGCACAGUGCCAAGGGCACCCUGCACAGCAUACCAGCAUCGCAAUGGACGCAUUUUUACCAAUCGCUAGACGAUCGGGCGUGCGUGCAGCACACAGCAGGCAUGUGGCUGCCAAAACAAGCCAAACUCCUGGAAGUUGGCAACAUCAAGAUUGAAAGCAAGGCAGAUGUCCCACGACUCGCCUGGCAGCGCAUGCGCGGGCACCGCAUGCAAUUUAUCCUGCCUACUGGCUGCGACAACACCGCAGCAGAAAGCGGCAUAAAUAAGCUCUUCAGCACUGCAGAACCGCUAAGCACCUUUCUGCGCAUGGUGGCGGACUGGGCACACCGCCACAACGUGCAAUUGGCAGUCUCCCAUCUUGCGGGGGAAAAGAACACCUGGGCAGACGAGCUCAGCUGGGAUAAACUGCACCGUUUCAUCCAUCGCAACACCGAACUGCCCCUGGCAUUUUUAGCAGAAAACUGCCAAUGCAUUUCGCUCCACCCGCCGGAUGCACACUGGCCCAGCUCUUUGUUGGCAGCAUCCAGCUAG